UGAUAUUUCUCCCUUUAACGCCUGCAAAUCUCUCUCUCUCUCUCUCUCUCUCUCUCUCUGCCUCCCAUUUCAUCAAACACCUUGGGAAUUAUUCCUCAUCCCCUCGUCUCAAUGGGCUACCUUUCCUGCCGUGCCGAAUCCUCCGUCAUGACCUGCCGCUCCGUCGCCGCCCUUGCACCCAACCAGCUCCAGAAGCCCAAUUCCUCCAUCGACCUUGAUCAUCCCGAUGCCGCUCCUCCAAUUCGAGUCUUCAGCUACCGCGAGCUUGAGACGGCGACGUCCAGCUUCUCCGACAAGUCCUUGCUUGGCCGUGGUAGCCAUGGCACAGUCUACAAAGCCGUGCUCGGCGAUGGCCGUCCUGUGGCCGUAAAGCGCCCUUCCCGCCGGCCUGCUCACGCGCAGGCCCGCCGUAACGACGAGGUGGAGAACGAGAUCCGGAUCCUCUCUCGUCUUCGAAGCCCUCGUCUUGUCAAUCUCAUCGGCUUCACCGAUCCUGAACCCUCGCGGCUCCUGGUUGUGGAGUUCAUGCCAAAUGGAACCCUGUAUGAUUUCCUUCACUCUAACCGUCGGCCGCCUGGGUGGGCGCGGCGGUUGAGGCUUGUCCUGCAGACGGCGAAGGCCUUGCUUACGCUCCACAGCGCGCGGCCGCCGGUUAUCCACCGCGAUGUGAAGGCCGCCAAUGUUCUUAUUGAUCAUAGGUUCAACGCUCGGCUUGGGGAUUUUGGUCUUGCUCUCCGUGAUGACUCCACUGGGCUUUCGUCUUCCUCUGUUCGCUCCACUCCUCCGGCCGGAACGCUUGGGUAUCUUGAUCCUUGCUACGUUACUCCUGAGAAUUUGAGCACGAAAACUGAUGUUUUUAGCUUUGGCAUUCUUCUUCUAGAGAUCAUGAGCGGGCGCAAGGCCAUAGACGUCGCCUAUUCCCCACCAUCAGUGGUGGAGUGGGCUGUGCCUUUGUUGAAGAAAGGGAAGGUCUUGGCACUCUAUGAUCCAAGGAUUGAGCCACCGAGGGACACCACUGCAAGGAGGCAGCUUGCAUCCCUUGCUGCUAGUUGUGUGAGGUCAUCGAAAGAGAGGCGACCAUCGAUGGAGGAGGUUGUGGAGCGGCUCAAGGUGCUCUGCAAGGCAUUGUCUUCAAAAUCUUGGAAUGGUUUAUCUGUUGUUAAUCCUUGUUUGAUGGUGGAAACUGAGCAGACUGUUUUGAAGUUGAAUGUGAAGAACCUUGAUUCAAAUCUAAAUUCUAGUCCAAUCUCUAGGUGUGCGAGCCUGGAUGAAGACAGUGUGAGGGAUGAAGAGGCAGCUAUGGAAGGAAAGAAGCUGCAUUCUUUGGUGAGGCCAGUUCGUCCUGUGAGAAACGCAAGAAAGGUGUUCUCUGAUGGUGGUGCAAAGUCCAGUGUAAACCUUAUGGAUCUCAUGGGUGGCUCUGAUGGAGAGGCAAUCAAUGGUGGGGUGAGAAUUGGUGGAAAAGUCAACCAUGGAUCUAUGGUCCGGAGAGCUAGGAUUGUUCAGGUUGCUCGUGCUUGAGUUGGUUGGGAGGGAAUUGCUUAUCACUCAAAAUGAAUGGAAUUGUGAGGGUGGUAUCCUUUGUGACGUUUGAGGAAUUGAAUGAGCUCAGUAAUUCACAUGCUAAUGCUGGUGGUUGGGCAUGGAGGCCAUUCAAAUUUUGCCCAACUGGUCAAAAACCAUUCGGUUUGUUAUUGUUUGAUUAUGGUCAUUUAUUAGAUUGACUUCUUUCAAGAGGAAAGAGGCCACUUGAGAGGUUUCUGGUGAUGCCUCUUGUUGAUGUAGACAUCAGAAUGACUUCAUCUCUAUGUGCAUGUAAGCAGAGGGCUCUCUCAUCCCACGCGGCUGCUAUUGUUUUCAGUCAGCAUCAUAUUAAGUCAUCAGAAAUUAUUGUUGUCUUAAAUCUAUACAUAUUGAUUCUGGCGUUGACUGCUAUUAACUAUAAAUAUAUUAGUUUAAAUUCUAUUCA
Messenger RNA from Dioscorea cayenensis subsp. rotundata (Guinea yam), 1969 nucleotides. RefSeq names its product serine/threonine-protein kinase-like protein At3g51990. Gene Ontology annotation, cellular component: plasma membrane. Gene Ontology annotation, biological process: protein phosphorylation. The coding region runs from base 112 to 1521 and encodes 469 amino acids. The record is from RefSeq and is a predicted model, not a curated record. Gene Ontology annotation, molecular function: protein kinase activity; ATP binding. NCBI's taxonomy places the organism in Eukaryota, Viridiplantae, Streptophyta, Magnoliopsida, Dioscoreales, Dioscoreaceae. The transcript has a single exon.